Scedosporium apiospermum is the source of this 2646-nucleotide messenger RNA. RefSeq lists its product as uncharacterized. The record is from RefSeq and is a predicted model, not a curated record. The transcript has 4 exons. NCBI's taxonomy places the organism in Eukaryota, Fungi, Ascomycota, Sordariomycetes, Microascales, Microascaceae. The coding region runs from base 1 to 2646 and encodes 881 amino acids.
AUGAUCUCGGGGCGGAGUGGGCAUGUCAGGGAACAAUUUAAGGAGUUACUGCAACUUGUCGUCAGGCUAGAGCAAGAUGAUGCCUCGUCUCUUUCCAUCCGUCGAUCUAUCGAAGACGCGAUGCACCGGUUCGCUCUGUGGGGAGGGAACCUCGGGGCUUUCCGCCAGGCAAAUUCGAAACUUUCCCUGGACAGUCGACUUUCCGCAGCAGACGCCACGGAUAUACGCGAGGAGAUCCUACGCCAGUUAGAUGACAUUGACGAAGGAGUUCAAGAUCUCGAGCACAUUCUACAGUCCCCUAAAAACAGCAUCCAGAAUCCGUCAGAAGAAGAAGACGAUGCCGAGAUAGAUAGGCUCGGAUCAGAUCUUCAUGAAGGAAAGGUUGCUACAAGUGAUGAAGAACCUCUCGACGAGGUUGGCGUAAUCAUGGACAUCAUCAACCAGAGCAUAACAUCUCUUCUACGCAUCGGAGUUCUUGUCCGAAAGGCCAGCCCUCGCGACAAGUUUAAGGAAGCCCUGCGAGCCACCCGGCUCUCAUUUCCAGAUAUGUACGACAUUGAACACGUGCGUGUGAAGUACCCGAAGCUCGACGAAAUCCAAUAUAAGCGGCUCGGCCGGGCCAUUGCAAAUCGGCGGCAGUUUAUCAUGUACUGCCGUGAUCACAGGGCGCGCCUGGGGCACGACGACACGGAAGACGGUAGAGUGAAUCCAGGAACAGAGGUACUUUCGAGCAAGGCAUCGACAUUCCAGGCUCCCGCCCAAUACUCUCUACUUUCCUUUCAAGACGAGGAGGAGGAGGAGGAAGAUGAUGCAGUCUCCAUAAUGAGUGCUUCAACCGUCAGCGAUGACUCGGUGUCGCGACUGAAAUUACCGCUUCUGGCAGAUUUAUCCCCGAACGAUGAGCCCUUUGAAUUCUCGUUUGAGGUUCUCCUCCGCAGAAGCACUAACAUCAUCCCCAUACGCCAUGCGUUCCGCGACCUAAAGGCUUACGUUUGCACUUAUGGCGAUAAGAAGUGCGAUGACAGCCUAUUUGGUGAUCGCGAGUCGUGGUUUGAACAUGAAAUGGUUCAUCAUAGGGCGCUGUACAGAUGUGCUCUAUGCGACCGCAUCCCCCCAGCAUCUUCUCAAGAGCUUCGGUUGCAUCUUGUCGAGGAGCACGGCAACUUCUCCGAUCAACAGCUGCUAGCCCUCGGGGCAGUCGGGAAGGAUACCCGUGACACCUUUAUGGCUCACGAUUGUCCAUUCUGCGAUGACUGGGCUGUCGCUCUCUGGUCUAGAAAGAACCCAAAGGGCAAGGCUCUGCUUCAGGACGGAGCUCCGCCGGUUGUGAAGGUCUCAGCGAAGAGAUUUAAACGCCAUGUGAUGCGUCACCAUGAACAGCUAGCGAUAUUCGCCAUGCCACGCCAAUUUGAAGACGCAGUUGGACUGGAUUCGCUGUCGUCCCAUAGCUCGGUCGUCGAGUAUGCCGAAGAAGCGGAAGACGAGAAAGACCAAAACACGGCCGAUUUGGCGGAGUUGCCUAAGCUGUCCGACGAGGCACUCGCUCUCGAAGGACAGGAUGUCGACGAUUCGGAAAUUGGACUCGUGGACAAUAGCUCGGAAACCAUCCAAAUAUACACGGGCGGUUCUGACGAGGACAAGACUGCCUGGGAUGCGACCAUGACAGAGCCGAGCGAGAGUUCCGAAAUUCUCAAAAUGAAGGCGGAGCUUGAGUUGUACCGAGAAGAGCAACGGAAGAAGAGAGCUGUCGAGAAGCUGCGGGAACUGGAAGAGAAUAUUCGCAAGGAUACCGAGGAAACCCUCGCCAGGAAGCUUGAGACUAUGAAGCUAGCACAAGAAAAAAUCCAGAAAGAGAUUGCGGAGGCAAGAAGAGAGGCGGAGCAGGCGGUUUACGAAGCGAUCGAAGAAGAAAGGAAGGGUCACGAGGGACCUGAGAGGGGGAUCGGAGAGGAAGAACUCAGGUGUUUCCAGAGAGAAGCCAUUAAGUACGAAGAGGCUAUAAUAUGUGCUGAAGAAGCUGCUAGGAAGCGUCUUGAGAUGGAAUCGAAGCUUGUGGGAGAAGCUAGGGUAUCUGCGAAGAAAAAGGAAGAGGAGGCUGUGAAAUAUGCAGAAGAAGCUGCUAGGGCUGUGGGGGAGGCCAAGGCAGCUGCAGCUAAGCAGGUGGCCAAGGAACAGGCUUAUAAGAAGAUGCUAGAGGAAGAAACUAUGAACCAGUCUACAGGGAGUGCCAUGCCGCCUCUCCAACCCGCCAAAGCCGAACUCGAGGCACGCCAAAAGCUGGAAAAGGAAAAGGAAAAGGAAAAGGAAAAGGAAAAGGAGGAAGCAGCUGCGGUAAUAGUAGCGGCCGCCAGCGCCGGAGAGGAAGUCGCGAUGGAGUCACUCACUUCCCCUUCGGGACCAAGCUCGCACGCAACGCAAACCGGCCACCCUCCACUCUGGACAGACUCGGGCCAGCGCAAGCUUGAACGUCUUUACCGUAAUACAACUCUGCCCCUCACGAAGAUCCUUGAUGCCAUUCGGGCUUCAUCUCCUACCUCCAGACCUGGGGAAGUGAGACGCCCUGAUCCACCGAGACCACUUAUGGAACAAUCGGUGUUAGAAGAACAGUCGGCGUCAUCGAUUGCAGAUGUCAUUGCUCGCUACUAA